This is a messenger RNA of Anarrhichthys ocellatus (wolf-eel), 575 nucleotides long. RefSeq names its product signal peptidase complex subunit 1 (gene spcs1). Gene Ontology annotation, cellular component: membrane; signal peptidase complex. The coding region runs from base 120 to 428 and encodes 102 amino acids. Gene Ontology annotation, biological process: protein targeting to ER. The transcript is spliced from 4 exons. NCBI's taxonomy places the organism in Eukaryota, Metazoa, Chordata, Actinopteri, Perciformes, Anarhichadidae. The record is from RefSeq and is a predicted model, not a curated record.
CUUCACAACACGACGUAUCUUUUUAAAACCAGAAGUCAAACUGCUUCGCUUUGCAACCAACCUGCCAUCGUUUGAGCCUAAUUCUGUCCGUAUUUGCUCGUUCACUCUUCAGUGGAAAGAUGCUGUCUAUAUUCAAAUCUAUCCCCUCGCACAUGGAUUAUAAAGGCCAAAAACUGGCUGAACAGAUUUUCCAAGGAAUAAUACUCAUUUCAGCGGCUAUUGGAUUUGUGUAUGGUUUGAUCGUUGAACAAUUUGGGUGGACCGUGUACAUCGUCCUGGCUGGCUUUGUUGUAUCCUGUGUGUUGACACUGCCUCCAUGGCCCAUGUACAGAAAGAAUCCUCUGUCCUGGCAGCCACCAAUUCCAGACAUCAGCCCGGAGUCCAGCCAAAAACCUCAGGAAACUCUCAAGAAGAAGAAACACAAAUAACUCGCAUCUGGUCCUGCUCGGCUGAUAACGCAUCCUGAUAAUGCAUCCUUUUGUCUCACAGUUCGCAUUUGGGAAAGAAAACAUUGUAACAGUGAUAAGUAAUUACUUGUGUCCAAAAAAUAAACAUCUGAUAUUCUGUUUUAUAAA